Bipolaris sorokiniana ND90Pr is the source of this 168-nucleotide messenger RNA. RefSeq lists its product as uncharacterized. The record is from RefSeq and is a predicted model, not a curated record. The annotation marks the transcript as partial. The transcript has a single exon. NCBI's taxonomy places the organism in Eukaryota, Fungi, Ascomycota, Dothideomycetes, Pleosporales, Pleosporaceae.
CGACGCGACUAUAAAGCGAACUUAAAGCGCCUAAAUAAGCUAGAAGAGAAGGCUAUAGUUAGGCGUAUUCUUAAAGAGUCUAAGCGAGAAUUUGCGCCUAUAAAGGCUAACGUUCAUUUAAUAGCUAAUAAACUAUUAUAUAAGCGUGGGAGUAACCCUAUUAGUAAA